This is a messenger RNA of Paramisgurnus dabryanus, 4505 nucleotides long. It is a transcript of the gene pds5a, whose product is annotated as PDS5 cohesin associated factor A. The record is from RefSeq and is a predicted model, not a curated record. Gene Ontology annotation, biological process: DNA repair; mitotic sister chromatid cohesion. Lineage: Eukaryota; Metazoa; Chordata; Actinopteri; Cypriniformes; Cobitidae. Gene Ontology annotation, cellular component: chromatin; nucleus.
UCCGUCUCCACUUUCCACGCGCGGACGUUCAUACAUCCCUGUAUGAAAGAGACGGAGCUUUGUGCCCGAAACUAAAAAAACAUCCAAACCUGAACCCGAACCUGACCCAUGAAUUAAAACAACGACUUAUACGUGAGAGGCCAGUAGAGGACCGUGUGUCUGGAGAAAGAUGAUGGAGUUCCCGCAACAGCUUCAGCAGCAGAGACCUGCUGGGGAUGGAAAGAUCAUCUACCCGUUGGGAGUCAAAGAGAUUACUGAUAAAAUCAGUAAUGAUGAAGUCGUCAAACGGCUAAAGCUGGUGGUAAAGACGUAUAUGGACAUGGAUCAGGACUCUGAAGAGGAAAAGCAGCAGUAUUUGGCUCUGGCUCUUCACUUGGCCUCAGAGUUCUUCCUGCGAAACCCCAACAAAGACGUACGGUUACUUGUGGCCUGCUGUCUCGCUGACAUUUUCAGGAUCUACGCACCAGAGGCCCCAUACACCUCACAUGACAAGCUCAAGGAAAUUUUCCUCUUCAUUACACGACAAUUAAAGGGAUUGGAGGACACCAAGAGCCCCCAAUUCAACAGAUACUUUUACUUGCUUGAGAACCUGGCAUGGGUGAAGUCCUACAAUAUCUGCUUUGAAUUGGAGGACUGUAACGAGAUCUUCAUCCAGCUCUUUAAAACUCUCUUUUCUGUCAUCAAUAACAGCCAUAAUCAGAAGGUGCAGAUGCACAUGUUGGACCUGAUGAGCUCCAUUAUAAUGGAGGGAGAUGGAGUAACACAAGAGUUAUUGGACACAAUCCUCAUUAAUCUCAUUCCUGCUCACAAGAACCUGAAUAAACAGGCUUAUGACCUGGCCAGGACUCUGUUGAAAAGAACGGUUCAGACCAUCGAAACCUGCAUUGCUUCAUUCUUUAAUCAGGUGCUAGUGAUGGGAAAGUCCUCUGUGAGUGAUCUCUCUGAGCACGUGUUUGACCUUAUACAGGAGCUGUUUGCCAUUGACCCUCUGCUGCUUGUCUCUGUAAUGCCACAGCUUGAGUUCAAACUGAAGAGUAAUGAUGGAGAGGAGAGAUUGGCUGUAGUAAAACUAUUGGCUAAACUCUUUGGGGCAAAAGACUCUGAACUGGCCACACAGAAUCGGCCACUCUGGCAGUGUUUUCUGGGAAGGUUCAAUGACAUUCAUGUUCCUGUGAGACUGGAAUGUGUGAAGUUUGCCAGCCACUGCCUUAUGAACCACCCAGACAUUGCCAAGGAUCUUACAGAAUAUUUGAAGGUGAGGUCACAUGACCCUGAGGAGGCUAUCAGACAUGAUGUCAUUGUCACCAUCAUUAAUGCGGGUAAGAGAGACCUGAACCUGGUGAAUGAUCAACUGCUGGGAUUUGUCAGAGAGAGGAUGCUGGACAAAAGGUGGCGUGUCCGUAAAGAAGCAAUGAUGGGUUUAGCACAACUGUAUAAGAAGUACUGUCUGCACCAUGAGGCUGGGAAAGAAUCUGCUCUGAAAAUCAGCUGGAUUAAAGACAAACUGUUACACAUCUAUUACCAGAACAGCAUAGAUGACAAGUUGCUUGUGGAGAAGAUCUUUGCACAGUACAUGGUUCCUCACAGUCUGGAGACAGAGGAGAAGAUGAAAUGUCUGUACUACCUGUAUGCCUGCCUGGACACCAAUGCAGUCAAAGCACUGAAUGAAAUGUGGAAGUGUCAGAAUAUGCUGAGAGGUCUCGUUCGAGAACUGCUGGACCUACACAAACUGCCCACAUCUGAAGCAAACACCACAGCCAUGUUUGGAAAAUUAAUGACCAUUGCUAAGAAUCUCCCAGACUCAGGAAAAGCUCAGGACUUCAUGAAGAAGUUCAAUCAAGUAUUGGGUGAAGAUGAGAAACUGCGUCUUCAGCUCGACCAGCUCAUCAGCCCCACCUGUUCCUGCAAACACGCUGAACAGUGUGUGAGGGAAAUCACACGGAAGCUGACGUUCCCUAAGCAGCCCACGAACCCAUUCCUGGAGAUGGUGAAAUUCCUGCUGGAGAGAAUUGCUCCUGUUCACAUAGACUCUGAGGCCAUCAGUGCUCUGGUGAAGCUGUUGAAUAAGUCAACGGAGGGUACUGCUGAUGAUGAGGAGGAGGGCGUAACUCCUGAUACUGCCAUCCGUGCCGGGCUUGAGCUGCUCAAGAUUUUGUCGUUUACUCACCCCACUGCUUUUCACUCAACUGAGACAUACGAGUCUCUGCUGCAGUGUCUGAAGAUGGAGGAUGAUAAAGUGGCGGAAGCUGCAAUACAGAUAUUCAGAAACACAGGACAGAAGAUCGAGACAGAACUGCCACAGAUUCGCUCGACUCUUAUUCCCGUCCUGCAUCAGAAGGCAAAAAGAGGCACACCCCACCAGGCCAAACAGGCAGUCCACUGCAUCCAUGCCAUUUUUCACAACAAAGAGGUCCAAUUAGCUCAGAUAUUUGAGCCAUUGUCUCGCAGUCUGAAUGCAGAUGUGCCCGAACAGCUCAUCACACCACUCGUCUCCCUUGGGCAUAUCUCAAUGCUGGCCCCAGAUCAGUUUGCAUCACCCAUGAAGUCCAUCGUAGCCAAUUUUAUUGUGAAGGACCUAAUGAUGAAUGACAGAUCUGUAGGAAACAAGAAUGGGCGGCUAUGGACAACCGAUGAUGAGGUUUCCCCCGAAGUGCUGGCUAAGGUGCAGGCCAUUAAGCUGUUGGUGCGUUGGUUGCUGGGAAUGAAAAAUAAUCAGUCCAAAUCAGCCAACUCUACUCUCAGACUCCUGUCAGCUAUGCUGGUCAGUGAGGGAGACCUCACAGAGCAGAAAAAGAUCAGUAAGUCUGACAUGUCCCGGUUGAGGCUCGCAGCAGGGAGCGCCAUCAUGAAAUUGGCUCAGGAGCCUUGCUACCAUGAGAUCAUCACUCCAGAACAGUUCCAGCUCUGUGCACUCGUCAUUAAUGAUGAGUGCUACCAAGUUCGACAGAUCUUUGCUCAAAAGUUGCAUGUUGCUCUUGUAAAGUUAAUGCUGCCGCUGGAGUACAUGGCCGUGUUUGCUUUGUGUGCUAAAGACCCCGUGAAAGAGCGUCGAGCUCACGCCCGGCAGUGCCUGCUCAAGAACAUCAGUGUCCGCAGAGAGUACAUCAAACAGAAUCCCACGGCCCAUGAGAAGCUGCUGUCUCUCCUUCCAGAAUAUGUGGUGCCAUACAUGAUCCAUCUUCUAGCUCAUGAUCCAGAUUUCACUAAACCACAGGACCUUGAGCAGCUCAGAGACAUCAAAGAGUGCUUAUGGUUCAUGCUGGAGGUUUUGAUGACAAAGAACGAGAAUAACAGUCAUUCAUUCUUGAGGAAGAUGGUGGAGAACAUCAAACAAACAAAAGAUGCUCAAUCCCCCGAUGAUCCUAAGGCAAAUGAGAAACUUUACAUCGUUUGUGAUGUGGCGUUAUUUGUUAUUGCGAACAAGAGCACUUCCUGUCAUCUGGAUUCACCAAAAGAUCCUGUACUGCCUAGCAAGUUCUUCACCCCACCUGACAAGGACUUUAUCAAUGAUAAGGAAUAUCUGUCAGCAGAAGCCAAAACGGUUCUUCAGACAGGAAAAAUCCAACUGCCCCCAAAGCAAACAGUCGUGCUGGGAACACUGAACAAGCCUUUAGUGACAACAGUACGCCGGAUGCCUGCUAAAACCACCCCCUCUGAAAUUGGGACCAUUGCAAGCACCAACUCUCAGCCUGACUCCCCUGGAACAGAUAAAAGCAGGGAUGUGAGUUCUGAGGCCUCAGAAACGGGAGCGAGGGAGAACGAAGAGAAUCCAGAGAAGCGCGCUGUUCCUGCAAGCGAUGGCACGGAAAACAGCAAGUCUGUCAACCCCGCAGGGUCCCAGACUACUCCCAACAAACCUCGUCGGGGUCGGCCCCCUAAAAACGCCACAGGUGUAGCGAUUCCAGAAAAAGAGGCUGGUGCUACGACGGGAAGAGGGGGUGGACGAGGUCGGAAAAGAGCGGCGCCUGCCCAGGAUCCCGCCUCCACGGCCUCAGCUGAUCCAAUCAGCAGCAAGACACCAAAACAGCAGAAAGAAGCAGAGCCGAAAAGGGCGACACCACAGAGACAGAUCGACCUGCAAAGCCGCGCACAGCCGCCAGGUGACGUCCAGGUGACGCCACACGACUGAGUUAGCUUAUGAAAACAUGACGAAACUAAAGUAAAGCGUAGAUUUGUGAAGACGAGGAUGGUCAGGCAGUAAAGGAUCAAAAGACCCAACCGAAGACGCAUCCACUUCACGUCCACAUCAUAUGUUCUUCACAAAUCUGAACUGUCAUUACCCCUUACCUCAUAAAUGAGGAUUGAAUUCUUUAGAUUCAAAACAUGUAUGUAGAAACACAAAACUGUUUCUCUUCAUUCGUUAUAAUUUGUUUGUUGUUUUUUGUUAAAAUUGUUUCUUGUUGCUCUUUGCCUCUCUGUCUGGAGCUAUUUUUAAAAACGAACAUUUUAAAGAAAAAAGUUUAUUCCAAGCUAAGGUUGCUUAUUAAAUGCCUGGAAAGAUUUUC